AUGUCGGUUGCGGCCGAGUCUGCUGUUGUCUUGGGUGGCUGUGCUGUGAUGUCGUCUGAUGUAAAGCAGAUGCUUCCCUAUGCUGACUACCCUCCAAUUGACAGUAGCAAGACUCUGGUGAGGAUCUCAAAGCGGCAGAGAGUUGUCAAGCAGUUGGUGAUGCGAUGUGUGUCCAACAACAUUCCCAUGCCAGACAUUCUGGCCUACCUUGUCGUGGCUGUGAGAGACUGGGAAAGAGCUUCGAUGAGCAAGAGAACAUUUGAGAGGCUGAUGCUGGACAGUCGCCGUGCCAUUAAGGAGCAACUGGGAAUGGGAGACUUCGAGGUGAACAACGAUGCCGUGCCUGAUCAGCCAGUGCCUGUUUUGUCCAGAGAAUCUGAGUCUGGAUAA
This is a messenger RNA of Cladocopium goreaui, 390 nucleotides long. NCBI's taxonomy places the organism in Eukaryota, Dinophyceae, Suessiales, Symbiodiniaceae. The record is from the annotation of a GenBank genome assembly.